AUGGCGAUGAUGGAUCGCUCCAUCAUACAUGAACCUAGCCAAGAAGGCUCCUCCCGUACCUUGCAGGGAUCAGGGAAAGAUAAGACAAACCCUUGGGUGAAGACAAAUAAGACCAUGGCGGACAUGCUUAAGGAUGGGCAGCCAAAGCCAUCGAAAGUACCAUACAUUUUGGAUCCCAAUAAAGUGAAGCAGAGGGGCACGGCAUCCCAGGAAGACGGUAUUCCUUGUCUGCAUUUACAAAAUAUUGAUAAUAAUGAGCUUGCAAAUCGUAUGGGACUCUCCUUGAUUGGAAAGUUCUCACACUCCAUCCCAGCCCCCCACUUGAUUCGCAAGGCCCUCUCAAACUUCAAACUGAAAGGUACGCUAAAUUGGAAUUUUAUUAAUGCAAAGCAUAUCCUCAUCACCCUAUCUGAGAUUGAUGAUUAUGUGAAAAUUUUAUGUGGAGCUAGUAACAAUAAUACUUGGUUUAUUGAAUAUCAUCCAAUGAGAAUGUUUAAAUGGACUGCUGAUUUCGACCUAUAUUUUGAGACUCCCAUCGCUGAUGUUUGGUGUAAUCUGCAUGCAUUACCUAUACAUCUAUUUGAAGAAUCUAUGCUUUUUUCCAUUGGUAAAUUGUUUGGUGAACCCAUACAGAUUGAUCAUAACACUAUCACACGUGCACGAUUGUCAUAUGCACGCAUUUGCAUUGAAAUAGACAUCUCCAAGCCUGUGCCAGAAAAAUACAUACUCCGACUUGGGGGAAAGGAUGUGACAUUGCAGGUGAGGUGGGAUAAGAUCCCACACUACUGUUCAGCCUGCAAGAAUAUUCGAUACCUCUAUAGCUCUAUAUUCGAUAAUUAA
Messenger RNA from Salvia splendens (bonfire salvia), 840 nucleotides. RefSeq lists its product as uncharacterized. Lineage: Eukaryota; Viridiplantae; Streptophyta; Magnoliopsida; Lamiales; Lamiaceae. The coding region runs from base 1 to 840 and encodes 279 amino acids. The transcript has a single exon. The record is from RefSeq and is a predicted model, not a curated record.